UCACAAUGUAACUCACGGGCGUGCAAGCACACACGUACACCGUGAACCACGGUUUCUCUCAUCACGUUCCAUGUGGCAUGACGGAAAGCCACAAGUGAUAAACAUAUAUGGAUACAUAUUGAUGAACUUCUAAUCAGACACUUAUUCUUCGCGAAGUCUGCUACGAAGCAGCAAAGCAGCAACGGUCCUACCAAGAUGGCAACGGAAGUGGAUGCAGGCGAUAACGGGCUCACCCAGGAACAAUACGAUGAUCUCUGCAAACGCUUCAGUUACCUUUCUAGUUCCCACUGUUUGGCAUGGGGGGAUAUCAAAGAUGCACUGGAUUUGCUCCGCGUGCCUUUGGCUGGUCACGAACUCCGAGAGCUCACAGGCACCCCGCAACAAUGGCUUACUAUGGACGAAUUCGCUCAUCUGUAUUCCCGAGCCCGUGAUUUGAAAGACACCGCUAAAAAUAUUCGCAAAGCCCUCCUGCUAAAGACAGUGACGGACGUUAAGGCCUUCACUAGCGAUAAGGACGCCGAGGUUCGUCAUUCGGUCAGCAAAGCCGAGGAGGUUGGAUUCACCAAUUGGAUCAACAAGCGUCUCGCAGGUGAUCCCGAUCUGGUCGAAAUCCUACCGAUCGAUGUGGGCAAAGAUGGCGAACUUUACGAAAAAUGUAAAAAUGGUAUUCUUUUGUGUAAACUAAUCAAUGUGGCCAGUCCAAAUACAAUUGAUGAGCGCAGUAUCAACAAAGGUGCCACCUUGAAAAACGUGUUCAAUGUCAACGAAAACUUGACACUGGCAAUCAAUUCCGCCGCUGCGAUCGGUUGCUGUGUUGUAAAUAUGGGCCCGGACGAUGUGGAAAAAAAGAAACGUCAUAUCGUCUUGGGCUUGAUCUGGCAACUUAUCCGAAAGGGACUAGUGGAUACCAUCACCUUAACGCAACACAGUGAACUAAUUUGCCUGCUGAUGGAUGGGGAAUCACCGGAAGAUUUAUUACGUCUGAAGCCGGAACAGCUUUUGAUGCGCUGGGUGAACUAUCACUUAGCUCGUGCCGGAAUCGAUCGACGAAUGACCAAUUUCAAUGCAGAUCUACGAGACUCAGUAAUUUAUGCCUACCUACUCGAUCAGAUUUCUCCGAUGGAGAAGAAAAAUAAGCUAAGGAGUCCUGGUGAAGUUUUGGCUGGUAAUCACAAAGAACGAGCUAAUGCUGUUUUGAGUAAUGCUGAACUUCUCAAUGCCAGAGCUUUCCUGUCCCCUGAGGACAUAUAUGAAGCUAAUGAAGGAAGCAACCGUUUGCAUUUGGCCUUCUUGGCAAAUUUGUUCAACAUGUACCCGUCCUUGGACACACAGAGUGACUGGAAAAUUGUGGGCGAGACACUAGAAGAACGAACUUAUAGAAACUGGAUGAACUCCUUGGGAGUGCGACCAUUUGUCACAUUUUUGGACACUGACCUAAGCAACGGACUUGUGUUACUACAGCUAAUCGACUUGAUUCAGCCCGGUACUGUUGACUGGUCCAAAGUUGUAAACGUUUUUGACCCACUGAAGCGUCUUUUCCAGGAACAGGGAAACUGUAACAUGGUGAUUACAAGUGCGAAGAAAAUUAACAUAAUCUUUGUUAAUGUGAGUGGAGAGGACAUUCGUGAGCGGAACAAGAAACUCAUCCUUGGUGUAGUAUUCCAACUUAUGCAUGCCUACACGUACAAGUUACUGCAUGAAGCAACUGGUGAACAGCUGAUGCCUCGUGACGAUAAGGAUGUACUCAUCUGGGCAAACGACACGCUCACAGAGGCCAAAGCUAAGACUUUGAAUGGAUUCCGGGACCCCGCUUUGGCCACUGGUGUGCCCAUUUUACAGAUCUUGGAACAAAUCCGUCCGGGAUCAACCAACCGUGAUGUGUGGCUAAAUAGUAACACGGAUGAUUUUUCCAUGUGCACAUACGCGAUCUCCUGUUGCCGAAAAGCCGGGGCGCGCAUCUAUGCCCUACCGGAACAUCUGAAUAACUUGAACGGGAAGAUGAUUCAGGUGAUUUUGGUAUGCCUUCAAGCGUUGGAUUACAGCACCAAGCGACGCGCUGAGGAAGCGAAAAACAAGCUGCAGAAACGGACGAAGUUGUCAUGGCUCCGGUCCCCAGAGGAUGAGAAAUCAGAUUCCGAAUAAAAUGAACGGUGUUGCUCAUGGUUCUCCUCGUAACUAGCCGUAUCUAUGAGUCAGUUCCAGUCAGUUUCCUCCAGUCCAUCCGUUCCAUUUCCGUUUUAUUCUUAUCUCAUGCUGUGCUUGAAUUUUCCAUCUUUCCUUCUCACCAAACAAUUGGCUGAACGAGGCUGCUACGUUUCACACUGUGUAAGCUACUAGCUUGCCUACCUCUCAUCUUUUACAAUUCACCUGUGCUUUUCUAAGGUGACCUUUUGUCCUUUUGUUCCACUAAAGUAAUACGAAACUUCGUUACUAAUGUAUGCGUGUCGGUCAAGUACACUUCUAGCGACCUAGCGGACCUCCUGAAUAUGAUGGUGUGAAUUUUAUUAUCA
Messenger RNA from Opisthorchis viverrini, 2510 nucleotides. RefSeq lists its product as hypothetical. The transcript is spliced from 4 exons. The coding region runs from base 196 to 2142 and encodes 648 amino acids. Lineage: Eukaryota; Metazoa; Platyhelminthes; Trematoda; Opisthorchiida; Opisthorchiidae. Gene Ontology annotation, cellular component: cytoplasm; actin filament; actin filament bundle. The record is from RefSeq and is a predicted model, not a curated record. Gene Ontology annotation, molecular function: actin filament binding. Gene Ontology annotation, biological process: actin filament bundle assembly; actin filament network formation.